CCUUCUCACUCCUCCAUGGCAUUGGCCCCUAACAACGGUCACAACGCUGCCCUUCUGUCCAAGAUAGCAACUAACGGUGGCCAUGGCGAGAACUCGCCGUAUUUUGAUGGGUGGAAAGCAUACGAAAGCGAUCCUUACCACCCCACCACAAACACUCAAGGGGUUAUCCAAAUGGGUCUUGCAGAAAAUCAGCUCAGCCAUGAUCUUAUAGAGGAUUGGAUUAGGAGAAACCCCGAGUCGUCGAUUUGCACACCUCAGGGUUUAUCAGAAUUCAAAGAUAUUGCAAUCUUUCAGGAUUAUCAUGGGCUGCCAGCUUUCAGAAAUGCAGUGGCCAAGUUCAUGGAGAAAGUGAGAGGAGGGAGAGCCAAAUUCGAUCCUGAUCGGAUUGUUAUGAGCGGUGGGGCCACCGGAGCUCAUGAGCUGAUCGCCUUCUGUCUGGCAGAUCCUGGAGAAGCGUUCUUAGUCCCCACUCCUUAUUAUCCAGGAUUUGAUCGAGACUUGCGAUGGCGAACAGGAGUCCAACUACUACCAAUCGUCUGCGAUAGCUCGAAUAAUUUCCAGAUCACCAGAUCCGCACUUGAAGAGGCAUACAAGAAAGCCCAGGAAGCCAACAUCAGGGUAAAGGGGGUUCUCAUAACCAACCCAUCUAACCCAUUGGGAACCAUUUUAAGCAGAGAAACCCUAAAAACCGUAGUACGCUUCAUUAAUGAAAGGUGCAUCCAUCUUAUCUGCGAUGAGAUCUACGCCGCCACCGUCUUUACUGGCCCUAAUUUCAUCAGCAUCUCUGAAGUACUACUAGAAGAAACUGACUACAAUCCAGAUCUUAUCCACAUUGUCUACAGUCUCUCAAAAGAUCUUGGCCUCCCAGGAUUCAGAGUUGGAGUGGUGUAUUCAUACAAUGACAAUGUGGUGAGCUGCGCUCGCAAGAUGUCAAGCUUUGGACUAGUCUCCACCCAAACCCAACGCCUAAUCGCAUCCAUCCUUUCAGAUGAUGAGUUCGUGAAUAAGUUCCUAACUGAGAGUGCUAGGAGGUUAGCAGAGAGGCAUCGUAUCUUUAUGCACGAGCUAGCUCAAGUCGGCAUUGGCUGCUUAAAGAGCAAUGCUGGGCUCUUUUGUUGGAUGGACCUGCGGCCGCUCCUUAAAGAAUCCACAGUGGAUGGGGAGAUGGAACUCUGGCUCACUAUUAUCAAUGUCUUUAAGCUCAAUGUUUCACCGGGCUCUUCUUUCCAUUGCUCAGAGCCUGGUUGGUUUAGGGUUUGUUUUGCUAACAUGGACAACGCGACCAUGAAGGAGGCUCUUAAGAGGAUCCAAACGUUGGUGUUCAAAUCUAACAAGGUUAUUGUUCCAACAAUGAAGAAGCGAGGUUGGCAGGAGAGGAGUCUUCGACUCAGUGCUCAAAGAUUUGAAGAAGUAUUGAUGACCCCACGCAUGAUCAUGUCACCCCACUGUUUGAUGUCACCGCAUUCGCCGCUUGUGCAGGCUGCGAGUUGAGUUGUUUGGUAGGAUUUGAUUUAGAGAUGAGGGAUGAGUUCAAUUGUAUACACAUCCCCUUAGGUUAUUUGUUCAUUCUUUCUUGUAUGCAUCCCUAAUAAUAAUUGAUUUGUUCAUUCUUUCUUGUAUGCAUCCCUAAUAAUAAUUGAUUUGUUCAUUCUUUCUUGUAUGCAUCCCUUAAUAAUUGAUUUGUUCAUUCUUUCUUGUAUGCAUCCCUAAUAAUAAUUGAAUCGCCAUGGCUUGAGAGGUU
Magnolia sinica is the source of this 1741-nucleotide messenger RNA. RefSeq names its product 1-aminocyclopropane-1-carboxylate synthase-like. Gene Ontology annotation, biological process: amino acid metabolic process; biosynthetic process. The record is from RefSeq and is a predicted model, not a curated record. Gene Ontology annotation, molecular function: transaminase activity; pyridoxal phosphate binding. Lineage: Eukaryota; Viridiplantae; Streptophyta; Magnoliopsida; Magnoliales; Magnoliaceae. The coding region runs from base 16 to 1491 and encodes 491 amino acids. The transcript is spliced from 4 exons.